GGAGUCUCAAGGAUACACAGAUUCCGGGAUCCGGGAUCCGUGCUCGGUGCUCGGAGUCGGGAGGACUGGCUGGAGAGCGCCACCUCUCGCGAGAGCAAGGCUCGGCCCCAGCGGAGCGGUGUCGACGGCAUGAAGCGGUGCGGACCGGUGGCGCUCGGCCGCUGGGCUCCCUUUGCCCGGGAGCCGGGCCGUGCCCUGGUGCUGUGCCCGGGCCUGGGGUAUUUAGAACGGGCGGCCCACCUACUUCAGGUGCAACGCGACUUCCCGGGGGCGCUGGCCGUCUGUGAGAGUGGACUGGAUUGGCUGGGCCCGGAGCAAGACCAGCCCGGCAGCUGCAGCACGGCCCGAGCUGCUGAUAUCAGGUGCUCCCUGUGUGCGAUGGGACUGCAGGCGCUGGCGGAGCAGCGCCAAUGGCGCCGGGCCUGGAGCUGGCUGCUGCAGCGAUAUGGCAGCCCCGAGCGGGUCCCCGCCUGGCUCCUCCAGAUGUGCAUCAUUCUCUACAGCAAGGCUGGGGAGCCAGGCCUUGUACAGCAGGCGGUCUGCAGCUGGCUGAGGGACAGAGCCAGUGCACGCACCCCAGGCAGCGUGGCUCUGGUGCUGGAGCUGUACAUCCUGCAUGUGCUGCUGCCGCUUGGCCUCUAUGCAGAGGCAGAGAAGGAGAUUACGGACACCACAAUGUUGACGGAGCAGCAGAAGGAAUUGGCACUGGAGCUCGUUUCGCAAAGGAGGUCCAAGGUGCAGGAGCAGGAGCCGGUGGAUGGCAGGAGCCAGGUUCCAGCAGAACGCAACAAGCAGAGGCACUCAGCACACUACACACCACGCCACACGUUCAAGUUCAUUAAGCAAGUGUUAGGGUUGUGUCGACGAAGUCUACGUUUGGUAUCUCUGCGCAAGCUGCUGCUGGCGGUGUUUGUAGCUUAUCUACUGAUGAUCAGGCUGGAUCCUGCUUCCCCAGCAAUCUUAUCCUGUUUAACCAGCCUCCGGCACUUCGUCAAGGCAACAUGGGACACUAUGUUUUCCCCUUACCACAAGGCAAGGAUUGAUGUGUGACAGUGGUUGCCCAUCUUCUGGUUGGUUAAGCUCCGUGGUGUAGCGCACAUGAGGAAGUCUAGCAGCCAGGGUUUCACUGCAGCUCCAGUGAAACUCAUCCUGAUCAGCAUUAUCGGAUCUGCAGUCCGUGGCCUCUGCACAGCAGAUACAAACUUCAACAUUCUCUGCUGUAAUCCCUUUAUGCAAUCCUCUGUAUUGAAGGGGUUAAAUACCUGUAGCUGGGUUGCUGUUAUUAUCAGGCCUCUACUGAUCAGUGUAUUGAGGAGGGAAGAGGUGAACAUGUGGGACCAAAGUCUUGUAAGUGGGGAGUGAACCCAAUCCCUUCGUUGCCUAGCCUGUUCCACUGGUCAAUUCCACUGCCCGCCAACUGUUCCUCUUGACCUCUGUAAUGUAUCCUUCCUUUCUUAUUUCUCACAACCUCGUCUAAAUAACUGGUGGCAUUGAGACCAGUAUUUGCUUAUAUUUCCGUAAUUUCUCUUCAAUGUCACUCCUGGUAAAUCCAAAACUCAAAAUUACCACUCUCUCUUUAGAAUUCAUGAAUGAACAAUUCUAUUGUUUAAAAACUCAUGGGGAGGUGUAAAAAUUCCUUCACUGGGCCCUGGACCAUCCUGGAAAGGACAUUCUUGGAAGCCUCAUGAAGUAUUAAAGAAUAAUAAAUUCGAGGGAUGGAAUAUAUUCUAAAAACUAUCACCUUUUGGGUAGGUUAAAUCCUAACCCUCAAGAUUUUCAUCCCUCUAUUUAUCUAAUCAUGGCUGGAGCAUUCAAUCCAGGGAUUGAUCCUAAGGUCAAGAUAUUUCUCAGUGUUACUUGGAUUAAUAAAUGAAAAUUCUCCAUUGAAAUUCCAAUUACAGGCGGCAUUAAAAAGGAAUGUAUUAUUUUUACAGUCCAUAUAUCAAAGUCAGCAGUCUUGUUGAGAUUAAGCUCAAGACAUGUCUUCUUACAGAAGUUCUCCUGGACCUUGAGGAUAUUGACCAUGUCCUUGUGAGAGCUGCUCACAAGGACAUCAGCAAAGGCUAAAGCUGUACAUGACAUAUUGUCAGCAGUGUUGUUGAGUAAAUGAAAUAUCUGGAGAGAGUUACUGGUAGAUACAAAGCAGCUUCUUUAUUCAACAAAACAAGGUACAGGACGCAUCAUAUGGAGACACAUUUGGUGGAAAGGUCUGUUGGCCCAACGUAGGGCUUGAUACUUAUUUGCUAAACACAAAGGCAAUUCCAUAUUUACAAAGUAUAGACAAUACUUUCUUUUGAAGCUACAUACAAACUUCACACCUUCUGAUUCGCAUCCAUCCCACAGACGCCAGCAGUGUCUGGACAGGGAUCCACAGCUUUUAGGAAUCCAUUGACCUAAACUGACUCCACAAUAUAGUAUCAAGGAACAGAAGACUGGUAGUCAAAGCCUUUUGCUAAAUGUAAAUGACUUAAACCCAAAAAUCACUCUUUAACAGUGGCCCUCCUGGACAAAAAUAAAUUUAUAUCAGGAAAGGCCAACCUAAGAGGAUCUACUUAAAUAGGGCAGCAAAAAUGCCCUGCCUUAAAAUAUACCCCCCCCCCCCAAUUUUGUGUGCUGAUAUCUACCCUAGCAUUCCUUAAUUGCUACCUACCAAAUUUUAAGCAGAGAAGUUGUUCCAGAAAUUUGAACAAGUCUUUAGAAAGGUGGCUUCCUUCGUGUGCCUGUCGGCUCGUUCCCUGCAGGCUGAUUGCAGCUUAAUCACAUUCCUUGUCUUCACCAAUUCAUUCUCUGGUCGCUGAACUUUCUUUCCAGGAGCACCCACAGGCCCUUCCAUCGAUUUACAGGAAGGGGUUGGGGUGGUCUCUAUGUCAUUGUCUGCAAGGACCUCUCCCUGGUGGCACACCCUUCCGAACUGUCCAGUCAAUCGCUGGCCCGACUACUGAAAGGGCCCAGCUCCUCAGACUGGGGUUGCUUCCUUCAGAUGCCGUGUGCAGUCUGAAAUGCCAUCGAAGUUGUGGAACUGGCUGUCUCAGCUUUAACUUUUAAAAAAAAUCGCUCCCCAUCUAUUUUCCAAGAUCUAUUCUAUGCUAUUUAAACUAAUCAUCUACCUUCAGCAACCAGCCUUCAUUACAGAGUACCAUCAUCAUCACACUUUAGCGUGCUGUUCACGGGUUUCCGUUAUGCUCUCUGUGUCUUCUGCCUUUGCAUUACCUCCUGGUAUGUUUUCAUAAGCUGUGGUCCGGCUAGUGUUCCUCUGUUAGGAUCCCUUUAAUUACAUGGUUAAUUAAUUACUCCUCAUACGCUCGAUAUUUACGUUCUGCAUAAUCCAUGGCAUCUCAGCAGCUUUUUGAAUCACUGCCAUUAUCGUUCUCCAGUUACUCUCACCUCCUCCCAGUCGCUGCCUCAUUUCCCCUUUAAAAAAGUGAUAUCUUUCUUCAUUGCUGGGGUUCCUGGUAGUUACCCAGGUACCAUCCGGCACCCCCUGGGCCAUCCUGUCCCACAUAUUCCUUGGGCACUUCGCCUUUACCAACACAUAGAUAUCUUUAGGGUGCAUCUGGUGAAUUUCAAUGGUUUCCUCAAACUUAUGCCAGAAUUCUGAAUUCCCACAUGCAACUUUAAGUGAGAGCAACUCUGACAAAAUGCCGUUUCUCCCUGGGGCAAAGGGCUUAUGAAUGAUCAUAAUCAUUGUCAAGGGCUGGCUCGGAUCAUCAGGGUUCUCAACCUGACAUUGCUUGGUCUCAAUAGGUGCCAUCCCGACAAAUAUAGCUGGGUAAAACCUCUCCCUGAAAUACCCCCAAACUACGCAAGGUAUAAAAGACGGGUACCGGUUAAACAGUACUUAAAACUGCAGAGUAUGUACUCUGCAAUCUGUCACUUUGGAGCACCUGAAUUCAUGAUGCCUGCUGUAUUCCUUUGCAUCACACUUGCAAAAUGUAUAUACUAAAAUGCAGUUCCCUAAACUAGUGUACAUACCCCCACUCUAGGCGUCCCGAACUGUCGGUAACCACCCUUCGCAACUGGUGGCUCCGUCUCACCAAGUUAACACGCCAAGUUUCCUCACUUACAUAAACACACGUGCACGCGCACAGACUACUUUUAUAUCUAGCAGUUCAGCUCUCUGUGUAGGUGAUACCUUGUGUUCCUGUGUACCACGGACCCAAACCGAUCCAAAUGUGAGUGCUAUUUUAGAAAAUACCCACUUAGACUGCUAAGAUUGCUGGCCACACGAUGGGUCACGAAGGUAUCCCACUUCUGACACCAAAUGUUGUUGCGUGAAUGAAAUCACAAAGCAGCUUCUUUAUUUGACAAAACAUGGUAUAGCAGGCAUCAUAUGGAGAUACUUUUGGUGGAAAGGUCUGCUGGCCCAACGUGGGGCUCGAUAUUUACAGUUGGCCCUCCUUAUCUGCGAGGGAUUGAUUCCGGGACCUCCUGCAGAUAACAAAAAAUGCAGAUGCUCAAGUCCCUUCUAUAAAGUGGCAUAGUAUUUGCAUAUAACCUAUGCACAUCCUCUCGUACACUUUAAAUCAUCUCUAGAUUGCUUAUAAUACCUAAUACAAUGUAAAUGCUAUGUAAAUAGUUUUUAUACUGUUAAUCUUUAGGGAAUAAUGACAAGAAAAAAAUCUGUACAUGUUCCCUUUACUCACACACAAGCAACGAACAAACGAGACUCAAGGCAAACAAUGAUCAAAUGACAAGUAAAACUUGUAAUAACUGUACAGUAGUUACACUGUCUUGUUUAGGGAAUAAGGACGCUUUGGAGGAGGCUCAAUAAUACUAAAGUCUGAAACUGGAGGUUGAGGGCUGAGGAUCUUCCAGCGUUGAAUGUCGAGAUUUCAGAAUUGCAGAUACUUUAGUUAGGAAGCUGUCUCUUUUUCUUUGCAGCAUCAAAACAAAUCUUGCAGUGGUUGCAGGCAUGUUAUCCCUUGGGUGACACAGAAGGUUCCAUUGAAGGAUCGUUGUCGAGGAUCAUAUCCUUUAACAUUUGUGCCUGUUGAAAAACUGCUGCAAAUUUUUCAAGUGUCCAAAUUGAUGGCUUUGCUUCCUCUAAAUCAUCAUCAUCAUCUUCUGUAGACGAUAUCAGCAGAUCUUUGAGAUCCUUACUGGUAAGGGUUUCUCUAUGCUCUUCUAUGUGUUCCUCGACUUCAUCCUCGAUCAUGUCAGAGAAGCCUUCCCCGCCAACUUCCCUUGCAACAUUCAGGAUAUCCCUGACUUCUGCGUCAAUAGUGGAGAAGCCCCUGAAAUCAUUGACUGCCUCACUCCAUAAUGGGUUCCAACGUAUGUUGACGGUCUGGGGCUUUACGGCGUCUACAGCCUUUGCAAUUGUGAAUUUCUUCCAUAAGUCCAUGAUGAUGCAGUCAGGGUUAGCAUCAAGAGCAGUACGAAUCCUCCCAAGGUGAGGCGGGUGUAAGUCGCGUUAAUGCACUUGAUGCAUUGAUCAAGUGUCUGUAGCAGUGACGUGGUGUUAGGAGGUAGAAACAUCACUUCCAUGUUGUCAGCAAAGCAGAGAGAUUGGGGAUGGCUGGGAGCAUUGUCAAUUAUGAGGAGGGCCUUGAAUGGCAGCCCCUUCUCUUCGAGGUAUUUCUUCUCUUCAGGAAUGAAGCACUGGUGGAACCAUUCCAAGAACAAGAUCACCAUCACCCAAGCCUUCUUGUGUUGCCAGAACACAGGUAGGCAAUUUUUAUUUUUGUUCUUCAGGGCCCAGGGGUGGUUUGCUUGGUAGACUAAUCCUGGCUUGAUCAUGCGACCGGCUGCGUUGCCACACAGCACCAGAGUAAGGCGAUCUUUCCAGGCCUUGAACCCCGGGGCCUGCUGGGCACUCUUAUGGAUGUAGAUACGAUUGGGCAUCUUCUUCCAGAGCAAGCCUGUUUCAUCACAGUUGAAGACUUGCUCUGGAAGGUAGCCUUUCGCUCCUAUGAGUUUCUUGAGCACUUCUGGGAACGCUGCUGCGGCCUUGGCAUUAGCCGAUGCUGAUUCUCCCAUGAUCUUUACAUUCUUGAGGCUGUAGCGCUUUACAUAGCCAGUUAGCCAUCCCUUACUAGCCUUAAACUCUUUUCUCUCACUCACAUCAACCCCAUCACAGUAGUGCUCAUAGAGACUAAGUGUUCUUUCAUGUAUAAUUUUGCCAUUGACAGGGAUAUGCUUCUGUGAUGUGCUCUAGCCACACACUUAAUGCUCUCUCAGUCUUUGCAAGCACUUUAUCAUGAACCGGAGAGGUCAUUUUUGCUGUUGUAGGGGCAGCACUGACACUUACACGAAUUUCAGCUUCUUUCUGCUUUUAUUGUGCGAAUGCACGAUUCACUCUGACAGUCCUUACGGCCCACUUUGGAAAGCGACAUGUGCCACUUUUCAAAAGAUCUAAUAUUUCUAUUUUCUCAGUGAGAGAUAGCACUUUACUCUUAGCCUUUGAUCAAUUGCUUUGACCACGUAAUUGCUUUUUAGGAGCCAUUUUUUCACAGGAACAAAGUAGCAAAGGAACAAGACACGAGGCAAACAAUGCUCGAACGAGUACUGGAGAGAACUUCCGGGUUUUCUCGCUCCGCGGUUGUUUGAAUUGGUGCAUGCAGAACCCGUGGAUAAGGAAGGCCGACUGUAUUUGCUAAACACAAAGGCGAUUCCAUAUUUACAAAGUAUAGACAAUGCUUUCUUUUGAAGCUACAGUUGAAGUCAGGAGUUUACAUACACCUUAGCCAAAUACAUUUAAAUUCAGUUUUUCACAAUUCCUGACAUUUAAUCCUAGAAAACAUUCUCUGUCUUAGGUCAGUUAGGAUCACUACUUAAUAUUUUAAGAAUGUGAAAUGUCAGAAUAAUAGUAGAGAGAAUUAUUUAUUUCUUUCAUCACAUUCCCAGUGGGUUAGAAGUUUACAUACACUUAGUAUUUGGUAGCAUUGCUUUUAAAUUGUUUAACUUGGGUCAAACGUUUUGGGUAGCCUUCCACAAGCUUCUAACAAUAAGUUGCUGGAAUUUUGUUCCAUUCUUCCAGACAGAACUGGUGUAAAUAAGUCAGGUUUGUAGGCCUCCUUGCUCACACACGCUGUUUCAGUUCUGCCCACUAAUUUUCUAUUGGAUUGAGGUCAGGGCUUUGUGAUGGCCACUCCAGUUCCUUCACUUCGUCCUUAAGCAAUUUUGCCAAAACUUUGGAGGUAUGCUUAGGGUCAUUGUCCAUUUGGAAGACCCAUUUGCAACCAAGCUUUAACUUCCUGACUGAUGUCUUGAGAUGUUGCUUCAAUAUAUCCACUUAAUUUUUCCUUCCUCGUGCCAUCUAUUUUGUGAAGUGCACCACUCCCUUCUGCAGCAAAGCACCCCCACAAUUUGAUGCUGCCACCCCUAUGCUUCACAGUUGGGACGGUGUCUUCGGCUUGCAAGCCUCACCCUUUUU
Molecule: messenger RNA, 7375 nt
Organism: Hypanus sabinus (Atlantic stingray)
Lineage: Eukaryota; Metazoa; Chordata; Chondrichthyes; Myliobatiformes; Dasyatidae
Gene: pex26
Product: peroxisomal biogenesis factor 26
Exons: 5
Coding region: 130-1050 (306 amino acids)
Biological process (GO): protein import into peroxisome membrane; protein import into peroxisome matrix
Cellular component (GO): peroxisomal membrane; peroxisome
Molecular function (GO): protein-containing complex binding; ATPase binding
Source: RefSeq, a predicted model, not a curated record